Drosophila rhopaloa is the source of this 1031-nucleotide messenger RNA. RefSeq names its product DBF4-type zinc finger-containing protein 2 homolog (gene Mst98Cb). The transcript has a single exon. NCBI's taxonomy places the organism in Eukaryota, Metazoa, Arthropoda, Insecta, Diptera, Drosophilidae. The coding region runs from base 113 to 889 and encodes 258 amino acids. The record is from RefSeq and is a predicted model, not a curated record.
UUCGCUUCGACACACUUCCAAAUUUCUCUGAUCAAAUUUUGUACAAAAAAAAAUAAUUAAAUAAAUAUUUUUAUUCAGAUCCAACCUUGGUUAAUUUUUAUAGAAUCAAACCAUGUGCUCUCCGUGCGGUCCUUGCAGUCCCUGCGAUCCCUGCUGCGGUCCCUUCGAGUGCUCGCCCAAGUGCUACAAUGCCGCCCAGUUGGAGGCACUGCCGCAAUGUGCUCCCCGCAUCCCGCCUCCCUUUCCCAAAUGCAUCACCGUCCAGCAGCCACCGCGCAUGAUCUGCAAGAAGCGGGUGGUCUUCACGGAGAAGAUUGUGCCGGAGCCGAUGGUGGUCAACAGAUGCAGGCAGAUCACCAUUCCGAAAGUGGUGGAUGCCACGAGGGUCAUCAAGGUGCCAAAGCUGAUCUGGGUGUCGCAGAUGGUGCGAGAGCCUAGGGUCAUCUACUACCCAUCGAUGAUCCCCGAUCCUUACGUGGUGUGCUAUCCCAAGCGGGUGUGCGAGCCCAGGGAGGUGUGCCAGUCGAUCCUGUGUCAGCCCAAGCCCCAAACCAUCGACAUCCCACCCCCGAGGGAGUACUGCUGCUACCCCAAUGGACCCAUCAACUACAAGCCGAGUGCCGCCUGUCCACCCUGCCCCAUUGGACCAUGUGCCCCCGGAGGACCCUGCUGCCCACUGCCCUGCUUCUCCACCUGCCAAUACCCCGUCGCCGAGGGCAGGUGCGGACCUUGUGGACCGUGUGGACCAGGAUGCGGACCUUGUGGACCGUGUGGACCAGGAUGCGGCCCCUGCGGACCGGGUUGCGGACCAUGCGGACCCUGCGGACCCUACGGCUGCGGUCCAUGCGGACCAGGAUCUUGCGGCUUCGGUCCUUGUGGACCUUGCUAAGGCGGGCAGCAAAAAUGUACAUAACGUAUGCCAAAACCAUCCUGUGACGCCCCUACGUUUUGGAAGUCUGCAACCAAAUAUAUGCCAGUCCAAAAUAGAAUCUGCAAGUUUCGUAUAAUAAAGAAGUGCGUUUGAUACAAUA